AUGAAACAGGAGGAAAUGAGCCAGACACAGCAGGCAAGUGCCGUCGCCUUGAUUUGGCGGAAGCGCCUGGGCAAGCUCAUCUCAGCGGUGACUGGGAAGUCUUUGACCGGCAUCAACAUCUCGUCGGCCAAGACGAUGGACGACAUCACCAUGCAUUUGCAGAGCCUCAUGAAGAGCUACAUGAGGCAGAGGACACUGGAGAAGAAAGACUUGAUCAAGGUCUACGACGACCUCCUGAGCACGUUCCGUCAGGAUUCGCAGAAGGAGCUCCUCAAGCUCUCUCAGAAGUCUGAGCCCAAGGCGCCCGAGACGCCGACCCCUUCGAGCGAACAGAAGCCUACUCCUUGCAGCAAAAGGAGCAGGCUUCUCGAGCCCAAGCAGCUGUUUCCCGAGUCGACUCGUGCCGAGGAAACUCCGCUUGAUUCCGAGGAUGAUGAUGAUGAUGAUGAUGAUGUCUUCAGAGACAACUAUAGGGGUCAGAAGCGGCAGCAGGCGAAGCCUGCUGAGCAGCUUCAGCUGCAGGAUGGCACACCUUCGAUGCCCAAGGUGCCCGAAGCCUCUCUUCUUGCCUUGAAGGAUGCUUCAGGUCCGUUUGCUUUGGAGGACGAAAGUCCCAGCGAGCAGGAGGAUGCGACUGCCGAGGACAAGGACAAGGAGCAGGAGCAGAGCCGGGAGCCUCCGCCGGAGGCGGUCUUGGACAUGCCCUUGCAGAUCGAGCCGGCCCUCCAAGCCUUGCUUCCUGCAAGCUUGAACGAGCAGCUUGGCAGAAAUGCCAACACCAAAGCCCCCAAAGCCAGGCCUCAAGUCCACAUUCAGUCAAGUUCGUGUGAGAAGGGUCAACUGAUCCAUAUCUGA
Molecule: messenger RNA, 855 nt
Organism: Symbiodinium necroappetens
Lineage: Eukaryota; Dinophyceae; Suessiales; Symbiodiniaceae
Source: the annotation of a GenBank genome assembly